CAGUGUCAGUUCAAUGUAUUGUAAAUAAAUACAUUUUAGUUUAUUUAAGUAGCUACAACAAAUGUUGACAAUAAAAUGACAUUAGCAGAGUUUUUUGGUUGCACAUGCCUAGCCUUCGGGCCACCAUUUACAAUGUUUGUGUUUACAAUUGCACAUGAUCCUAUACGAAUUAUUAUCCUGGUUGCUGCAGCAUUUUUCUGGUUAGUCUCGCUACUUUUAUCAUCGAUUGUUUGGGUUGCAUUAAUUCCUAUUAAAACGUAUCUCCAGUUUGCGAUAUUCUAUACAGUAUUAUUUCAAGAAAUCUUCAGAUUCGCUAUUUAUAAAAUACUUCGAAGAGCAGAGUAUGGUUUAAAGAAAAUUACAGAAAACAGUACCACUUUAACUGAAAAUAAACACAUAUUGGCUUACGUGAGUGGCUUAGGAUUUGGAAUUAUGAGUGGAGCUUUUUCUCUAAUAAAUAUAUUAGCUGAUGCAGUCGGACCAGGAACUAUGGGAUUGAAGGCAGGAAAGGAAACCUUUUUCUUAACGAGUUCAGCAAUUGGUUUAUGUUUUAUUCUAUUAAAUACUUUUUGGAGUGUCAUAUUUUUUAAUGCGUGCGAUAAUAGAAACUAUAUAAAUUUGGGUUAUGUUAUUCUGUCACAUUUAUUAGCUUCAUAUUUAACAUUAUUGAAUAGUCAAUACAAUUAUUGGGAAUGUAUUACUACUUUGUACAUAUUAAUGAUUUUCACUGGUUGUUUUGCUCUAAAAAUUGCGGGGGGAACAAUCCGUUCAUUAACAAAUGGGUUGAAAUUCAAAGCAACAAUUUAAAUUAUUAAUUUACUAUAUAGAAUUACUGUCCAAUGGACAAAUUUUAACAUCAAUAGUCAGAUAUUUAUUGUACUGUAUCAAAUUUCUAGAAUAUUGUAAUAACAGAUUUAUAAUGCAUACAUUAAACAAGACUUUUUAGAUUUGGAAGUGCUUAUUGCUACUAAAAUGUUUUUUUAAACUAUAUUUUGGUACUUUUCCAUUUAUAUAAUAUUUAUUGUUAUUUAAAAUCUUGUAAUAAUGUAAAAAACGAAAAUAUAUAUUUCUCUUAGCCAAAAUAAUGUUUGCUUAAUCUUAUUUUAAUAUACUUCCUAAGAAAGGAGGCAGUAUCUCUACAAAUGUUACUUGUGAGAUAAUGCAGAUUUUAGUAAACACCAUAAAAAUAUUUAUCAUUUCUGGAUCUUUUUGUCUGUGUUGUAUUUCUUAUGCUUAUCAUUGAAUUAGUUCACAUUAUUAUAAAAUAUUUCAUUAAAUUUUGAUUAAAAUGGCGGUUACUGCUUUUAAACAAGGUAUACGAGGUCUGGCUAUUAAAUAACGAGACUGGUUACGAAAAAGGGUUUUAUUAUAAAAAUUAUUGUGCAUUUGAAUUCUACCCUUCAUUAUACUUCCUCCCCUUUACCACACACCUUUUUUUUGUCCCUUUUGGUCACUGUUUCCAGAGUUAACAGUCACAGGGCGACUUGGGUGCUAAUAAUCUUCAGUGCUCUCUCGGUUCUCAUUAAACUGCUUACACCACUCAAAAAAAUGCGGAUUGUCCCCAUAGGCUUCUUGCAACAAUUUAUAGCACUCAGUUCGAGUUUUUUUAAAUUUAACGAUAUUGAGAUUGAUACGUUGCACAUAGUUUUCGACACUACUGCACAAAUGCUAUAAUAGUGACGGAAACGUGUUUUGGGACGUGCAUAGACAAGAUAUCUAGAUACCCAACGCACGUUUUUUACUCCACCCGUCUAGGGCGCCCACCGAAAUAAUGAAAGCAAAAUAGGGUUAAAUCGAUGAAUCAUAAAUUUAUUCUAUUAUUAUUAUUAUAUUAUUAUCCAUAUGUUGUUUAAAAUAUAAAAAUCAAAUCUAUAGUUUUGUUUUUACUACAUACUCACAUAACUAACAUGAUUCGAUAAAAUAAUUGGACUCAUAUUUUGUAAUAUCACCUGCGUUAAUUAACUUUUUAUAUAAAAUUUGUCGAGUGAUCCUGGUAUACCAUAGAUUCUGUAUGUAAGGAAAUGGAAAUUUGCUGUGUUUACAUUAUUUUAAUGAAGUUUAUGAGUAGCAUAGUCUUGUUAAAGUUCAAAAUUUCUAGCAUCGUGGUAAACAAACAUUCCUCAAUUAAAUUUGUGGUCCCUGGAUCUAUUCGAGCAAGUUGUAACCUCAUUUUUCGUUUCCUCUUUGCUGUAGGUAUGAGAAUAAAUAGUUUUUCAGGUGUUUUCAAAGAAGUUUUAAUACACCGAGACACUACGUUUCACUUAUAAGUUAAAAAAGAUAUUUCAUAACACAAAACACUAAAUAAUGUCGUAAAUGUUUACAAGCUUACUAUAUAUUGACGACAGUAC
Molecule: messenger RNA, 2348 nt
Organism: Diorhabda sublineata
Lineage: Eukaryota; Metazoa; Arthropoda; Insecta; Coleoptera; Chrysomelidae
Gene: aph-1
Product: gamma-secretase subunit Aph-1
Exons: 1
Coding region: 76-807 (243 amino acids)
Biological process (GO): Notch receptor processing; positive regulation of catalytic activity; protein processing
Cellular component (GO): gamma-secretase complex; membrane; endoplasmic reticulum
Molecular function (GO): protein-macromolecule adaptor activity
Source: RefSeq, a predicted model, not a curated record